Molecule: messenger RNA, 2265 nt
Organism: Leishmania braziliensis MHOM/BR/75/M2904
Lineage: Eukaryota; Euglenozoa; Kinetoplastea; Trypanosomatida; Trypanosomatidae
Exons: 1
Coding region: 1-2265 (754 amino acids)
Source: RefSeq, a predicted model, not a curated record
AUGCUCCAGUCUACCGUAUCGUCCAUCGCCUUCGAGGAUCAGCGCCCCACCUCCAAUGCAGCGGUUAGCAAUACUCUCACCUCCAUCUCCAUGCAUGAUGAACUGACCGAGGGGCAGUCAAUACAGAUGAGCCUGCGCGAGGAGCCGACCGAGGGGCAGUCCAUACAGAUGAGCCUGCGCGAGGAGCCGACCGAGGGGCAAUCGGUGCAGGUGAGCCUGCGCGAGGAGCCAGUGGAAGAGCCAAUGAUAAGCAUGAGCCUGCAAGAGGAACCGACCGAGGGGCAGUCCAUACAGAUGAGCCUGCAAGAGGAACCGACCGAGGGGCAGUCCAUACAGAUGAGCCUGCGCGAGGAGCCGACCGAGGGGCAAUCGGUGCAGGUGAGCCUGCGCGAGGAGCCAGUGGAAGAGCCAAUGAUAAGCAUGAGCCUGCAAGAGGAACCGACCGAGGGGCAGUCCAUACAGAUGAGCCUGCAAGAGGAACCGACCGAGGGGCAGUCCAUACAGAUGAGCCUGCAAGAGGAACCGACCGAGGGGCAGUCCAUACAGAUGAGCCUGCAAGAGCCGACCGAGGGGCAGUCCAUACAGAUGAGCCUGCAAGAUGAGCCGACCGAGGGGCAGUCCAUACAGAUGAGCCUGCAAGAUGAGCCGACCGAGGGGCAGUCCAUACAGAUGAGCCUGCAAGAUGAGCCGACCGAGGGGCAGUCCAUACAGAUGAGCCUGCAAGAUGAGCUGACCGAGGGGCAGUCAGUGCAGCUAAGCCUGCGCACCACAACCGUACAGUCGAACGAUGACAUUGUGCUGCAAAUGUCGCACGACAUUGGGUCUGCCUCGGAGCAGAGCCUGUCGUACCAACUUCAGGACAGUCGCAUGAACGAAGAUCAAUUAUCCCUGGAGGAGAUGAAGCCUCCCCGGCAGUUGUCACAGCGCGCCGUCAAGGCCGUACUGACGCCUCGCUCACAGGCCGCCGCGCCCGUGACGCCGAGAAGCCGCUCGGGAACCACCGUCUACCUCGCAUCGGGGCGGCAGCGAGUCAGCGGAGAGCAGGAGAUGUCUUCCAUCGGCAGCAACUUAUUAACUGUGGGCACGGAGUCGACGCGCGGGGAGACUAAUGAUGUGGUCGUUACAGAGCACACGCGGCACUUCCCUGGCAGCAAAUGGGAAGCUACUGUGGCAGCUCUGCUUGAGACGGUGAAGCGGGCGGUGGUUAACGAGACGGCGGCAGCGAUUGGGGUAAAGUUGAAGUACGUCCAGGUUAUGAAAGUCGAGGCGACGGCGGCGGGCAUGACGUGCGGCAUCACCAUCGGUCACCCCUCUAGCAUGGCAACGAGUGAGGUCGAUGAAAAGCUCAGCAGUUGCCCAUACGAAGGGACGAUGGCGCUUCUGGAGUACCUCAUAGACCACGGCAAGAAUCUGCAGUCCGGCCUCAGCGCUGACCUUGCCGCCUCGGAGGCAGCAGCAAGCGCGCAUGACCAGCCUAUAGGAGAACAGGAGGAAGUACCGGCCGCGACUCCAAAGAAGAAGGCGAAACAGGAUGCCAUGGCUCGCGCGCGCAGGAAGAUCUUCAGGCCGCUGCCUAAGCUGCUCGUCACACCGAGAACCUACCAAUUCCGCGCGCCGCGCCCAGGUGCGGAGCACAGCAUGGACAGGGAUAGCAUCCUCUAUGGGGAGGGUCCCAAGGAAGGUGCCGUGGGGUUCCGAAACGGCUCCUUGGUCCCCGAUGCGACGCCGCGGGGCGGCACAAACGGCAGUCGAAGCCCAUCCACAUGGAUUCACCGCAACGGUAUUACCAGGCAUUCAGUGCAUGUAUCACCGCAGCACGUUCAGCGCGGCGUCGUGCCUGCGGCUCUCCGUCCGCGCCCGAUUAUCCAGACGCCGUUGAGCGGCGCCAGCACACACCGCUCCAUCAACGGAGUCGAGCGCAUGGCUGACACGCACGAGGUUUCUCAUCGCUCUCGCUCCUCGCUGCAGCUGACGUCAACUCUGGGGGUGGACUCCAAGUCCGAUGCAGCGCCUGGGGAAUCGUUAGUGACGCCGAUGUCCAUGGUCCUCAGCGGCUCUACAGUUGAUCAGGACGACCACACUUCCGUGACUCUAUCUGUCAAGGGGGCGACGGACGUGGAGGAGGCGCCUCAGCCAGAGCACCAUGAGCAGCAAGAGGCAACGUUCGACUACGACGUUGCCUAUAGCGAGCUCACCUCAAUGAACAUGGUGGAGGACGAGGAUAGCAACCUCCUCGUCCUCACUUCUGAGGGUUCGGUCCUGUAG